Molecule: messenger RNA, 2202 nt
Organism: Danaus chrysippus (African queen)
Lineage: Eukaryota; Metazoa; Arthropoda; Insecta; Lepidoptera; Nymphalidae
Source: the annotation of a GenBank genome assembly
AUGGAGUCGGGUUGUGUAAGCGGCGCGGCGUUCGCCGGUACUGUGGCAGCGGCGCUUAAAUUCUUCGCAGCAUCACAAUGCAUACUAUCAGAGAAAUGGCCUCCGCAGGCCAACAUAGCGGACGGGUCUUCUUUCGACUUCAUAGUGGUGGGAGGAGGUACGGCAGGGUCAACGUUGGCAGCCAGGCUGUCGGAGAUGCAGCAGACUGUGCUGCUGAUAGAGGCGGGGGAUGACCCGCCCCAGGACAGCAAUAUUCCAGCUUACAAAGAUUCAUUAAAAAGAGCUGUCUUCGAUUGGAACUUCACCACCACCAAUGAUUACUACUCCAGUCAGGCUUUGUACGACGGAGUCCAGGUACAGCCGCGAGCCAAGAUGUUAGGAGGCUGCGGUUCCAUCAACGACAUGAUAUAUUCGCGCGGUUUUCCCGCGGACUAUGAAGAGUGGGCCUCUAUGAUCGGGGAGGAGUGGGGCUGGAGUAACGUGCUCGAGUAUUUCAAGAAGUCGGAACGUCUGACGGAUCCAAGAAUUCUUCGUUACCCUGAACUAGCUGAACUUCACGGUCGAGAUGGAGAAAUUGAGGUGUCCGGGUCCGAUGAUGCUCCGCUAAAUGUCCAGAAAUUUCUAGAAGCCUUUCGAGAAGUAGGUUUUAAUUUUGUAAAGGACAUGACGAAUCCUUCUAGUAUUGGAGUCGGCAGGUUUUCUCACACAAUAAGGAACGGGAAGAGAGACAGCAGUCUCACUGCCUUACUGAAUAAGGCAGCUUCGAGACCCAAUUUGUUUGUUUUAAAAAGAGCUUUGGUGACAAAAAUAAUAAUACGGAACAAUACGGCACAUGGUGUUCGAGUAUUGUUGGAAAAUAACACUGAGGUGCAAUACUUAGCGAACAGAGAAGUCAUCGUGACCGCGGGAACGUUUAACACUCCUAAACUGUUACUUCUAUCAGGCAUCGGCCCUCGAGAACAGUUGACAGACUUGAAUAUACCUCUGGUUGUGGAUUUGCCGGUUGGAGAGAAUCUUCACGACCACACGAUGGUGCUCAUGUAUUUUGCAGCAGAAAGUGGGACGUGUAAUAUUGACGAGAAGUCCUUAUACAUGGACACAAUAAGAUAUCUGUAUGAUGGAAGUGGAAUGCUAUCAAAAACAUCUGAAGUCGGUGCAUAUAUUUCAUUCAACACAUCGAAUAAAAAUGUUCCUGAUUUUGCUAUCUACCCUAGUUGUAUGCCUGUGAAUACAGAAUUCUAUGAAAGUUGUAGGAGCGUUUUAAAUUUAAGUCCACAUAUUUGCUCGAAAAUUCAAGAAGUGAAUAAAAGGUAUGAGAUUUUCACAUUGAGCGUCGUGAAUCUGAAGCCAAACUCAAGGGGAAGGGUUCAACUGAAGUCAGCGGAUCCUUUGGACUCGCCUCGCAUCUACUCGGGAACGUUCAGCGAUCCCAGUGACUUGACAUAUUAUCCUGACGCGAUUCGAAAAGCUUUAUCUGUCAUCAAAACCUCAUAUUUCCGAUCUAAAAACGCUUUCCCGUUAGACUUCAGCUUGAAGAAAUGUAUUCUACUAUCUGAUGACGAACGUCUCAAGUGUAUAGCAAAGAAUACUGCGAUGACAGCUUGGCAUUCCGUUGGAACAGCUCCUAUGGGAACAGUAUUGGAUUCCAAAUUACGAGUUAAAGGUGUUUCCGGCUUAAGAGUAGCCGACGCUAGCUCGAUGCCCAAAGUGAUUCGAGGGAAUACUAAUUCUCCCGUGGUUAUGAUAGCGGAGAGAGCAGCAGAUUUUAUCAAAGAAGCCGUUGGAAAACCAUACCACACGCCGACAUCCACCAAGCCGACGAACUGGAAAUAUAAAUACCCUAAACCAAACCAGAACAUACGACCGAAUAUUAACAAUCAUCCCGAAGCAGACACCAUCAUGUAUAACGACCAGAGUUCAUAUACAAACUCGUUAAAUAGUCCCAACCAGUACAAUAACUUUCCGAAUAGAUACCCAGCGUCUGGCACGAAUCCUAACGGCUUGACGGGCUGGGCGGCGGUCGCUACUACGGCCAUUGAGACGGUCGGAUCAGUUGUAGAUACAUUCAUCAAAGUAAGGAUACCACAACUUGGUGGACUAUUAGCAGGCAGCUACAACAACAACCCGAAAGAUGUCGGAAAUAUAUCAAGCACUGAGAAUUAUGACAACACAGAAACAACGAUACCACCAGGGCAGUCUUAA